ACACCCAUAAAAAGGUUCAUAAAAAAACAUUUCAAAACUUUUCCAUAAACCAUUUUCAUAUUAGGGUUUUAUCUUGAACUCGCAGUAUCCAUUACCGCCCACAACAAUGUCUGAGCUCACAUCUCCUCCUCCGGCCGACCAAUUAGCCGCCGUCACUCUCGACUCCGACGAGAUCCCCAAAGCUGAAUUCUCCGACAGAGUCCCGAUCCACUCCAUAAUCCGCCGCGAAGACGGCGGCUCAGGAUUAGCAGGUAAGAAAGCAAGGGUUGGCGGAUGGGUGAAAACCGGAAGAAAAGCCGAUAAAGACGCAUUCGCUUUCUUGGAACUGAACGACGGAUCCUGCGCCGGAAACCUCCAAGUUAUCGUCGAAGCUUCGCUUGCAGACCUCGGACAACUCGUUCUCACCGGAACUAGCGUCGUCAUCGAUGGUCAUCUCAAACUUCCUCCCGCCGGUACUAAGCAGAAAAUCGAGCUUCGCGCUGAUAAGGUUCUGCAUGUAGGUCCGGUUGAUCCUGCCAAAUAUCCUUUGCCUAAAGGGAGACUCACUCUUGAAUUCUUACGAGAUUUCGUUCAUCUUCGUUCGCGAACCAACGCGAUAUCUGCUGUUGCUCGAAUUCGGAAUGCUCUUGCAUAUGCUACACAUACGUUUUUCAACAAGCAUGGAUUUCUUUAUGUGCACACGCCAAUUGUGACGACGAGUGACUGUGAGGGUGCUGGUGAAAUGUUUCAAGUGACAACUUUGUUUAGUGAAGCAGAGAGGUUGGAGAAGGACUUGAUACAGAAUCCUCCUCCAACUGAAGCUGAUAUUGAAGCUGCUAAGCUUGUUGUUCAGGAGAAAGGGGAGGUUGUUUCACAAUUGAAAUCUGCGAAAGCUAAUAAGAAGGAGAUUAGUGCUGCUGUGGAUGAGCUUAAAAAAUCAAAAGAGAAUGUAUCAAAGUUAGAGGAAAGAUCUAAACUUCAGCCUGGUAUUCCUCGGAAGGAUGGAAAGGUGGAUUAUACUAAAGAUUUCUUUGCCCGUCAAGCUUUUUUGACUGUUUCUGGUCAGCUUCAAGUUGAGUCUUAUGUGUGUGCUCUUAGUAGUGUGUAUACGUUUGGCCCGACCUUCCGUGCUGAGAAUUCUCACACUUCAAGGCAUUUGGCUGAAUUUUGGAUGGUAGAACCUGAAAUUGCGUUUGCAGACUUGCAGGAUGAUAUGAACUGUGCCGAGGCAUAUGUGAAAUUUCUGUGUCAGUGGUUACUUGACAACUGUCUUGAAGAUAUGCAGUUUAUGGCUGACAAGAUUGACAAAGGUUGCAUUGAUAGGUUGAAAUUGGUUGCCUCCACCCCGUUUGUUCGACUUUCAUAUACAGAAGCCGUGGAAAUACUGGAGGAAUCUGUGAAGAAUGGUAAGAAAUUUGAGAAUGAAGUAAAAUGGGGGAUCGAUUUAGCUUCAGAGCAUGAAAGAUACCUUACAGAGGUAAAGUAUCAGAAGCCUGUCAUAGUCUAUAAUUACCCAAAAGAUAUCAAAGCAUUCUACAUGCGCCUCAAUGAUGAUUCAAAGACAGUGGCUGCUAUGGAUGUUCUUGUUCCAAAGGUUGGAGAGUUAAUUGGUGGAAGCCAAAGGGAAGAGCGAUAUGAUGUCAUUCAACAAAGAAUAAAGGAGAUGGAUCUGCCUGUUGAGCCAUAUGAAUGGUACCUAGAUCUGAGGCGGUACGGAACUGUGAAACAUGCUGGAUUUGGUCUUGGCUUUGAAAGGAUGAUUCUUUUUGCCACCGGCCUGGAAAAUAUUAGAGAUGUGAUUCCCUUCCCGCGGUACCCUGGCAGAGCAGAUUUAUGAUUAUUCGUGACCAAUUACUAAAAUGGCUACUAUAAUUUCCUUGCUGAAGUCAUAGUUAAGUUGAAAACAGAAAUUAUUUUCAUAUAGACCAUAAAUGUCAGUCUCUUGUCUUUAGGUGGGUUACAGUCUUCUACUUGGCAUUUAUUUACUUUUGAAAGAGCUGGGUUUUUGGAUGUUAAACCCCUUUUUCAUUUAUUUUAUUUCUGCUUUUGUUUUAUUUAUUUUAAUAUAUAGCAUUGAAACUACUUGUUUGGAAAGUACCUGCAAGUCACAUUCCAAUUUACUUGCCUGGCACCCGACUGGUUCAAAAUGAAUUAUUUUUUGUUUUA
Vicia villosa (hairy vetch) is the source of this 2145-nucleotide messenger RNA. Its product is annotated as asparagine--tRNA ligase, cytoplasmic 1. Gene Ontology annotation, molecular function: asparagine-tRNA ligase activity; ATP binding; nucleic acid binding. The transcript has 6 exons. Bases 107 to 1816 code for a protein of 569 amino acids. Gene Ontology annotation, biological process: asparaginyl-tRNA aminoacylation. The record is from RefSeq and is a predicted model, not a curated record. Gene Ontology annotation, cellular component: mitochondrion. Lineage: Eukaryota; Viridiplantae; Streptophyta; Magnoliopsida; Fabales; Fabaceae.